Messenger RNA from Dimorphilus gyrociliatus, 2912 nucleotides. The record is from the annotation of a GenBank genome assembly. Lineage: Eukaryota; Metazoa; Annelida; Polychaeta; Dinophilidae.
AAUUGUGCAAAAAGAAUAGUGUAUCUGUGCAGCAACCUCGACGAAAGUUAAACCUCCAAUUUAAAACGUACGUUCUUACUGUUCUUUUUUUUAUUUUUAAAUAUUUAAUUCAACCUUUGAUUUGUUGCAAAGCGAGAGCCUACUAACCUUUGUAGAAACUUACAAUUUUAUCUUUAUAAUUCAGAUAUGAAUAAUUGAUUAUUGGCUUGUGGCGUAAAGCGACAGUUUUUAUAGGACUAGCCAAUUUAUAUUUUAUUACAUUUUAUAACGUUUUUACUUAAUUUUUACUUAAAUUAAUUGCAUUAUUGUUCGCCUUGAUUUCUUGUUUUUUCUUCAUACAAUUCAUACCUGUUUUUGUAGAUGCUGUUUUAUCAUGCAUAAGGUACUUUAUUGAUUUAAACGAACAAGCAUAUUAGCACGUAACGGCCAUUGUGUCUUGAUUAUGUGACAAAAUUUAGAACAUUGCUAAUUUCCAAAUGUAUAACGUCUUGACUGCAACUAAUAACGAUAAUGGAAAGAGAAAAAUGACGUCACCAACCCCUUCUCAGACAGAAAACAAUACGACGACCUCCUGCGACAUGAGUUCAACAAGCAGUUCAUCGGGUUGCGAAGCAACAGUGCCGGCUAAAUGUUCCAUCUGCCAUGAACUCUUUCAACAACCUCGAGUGCUUCCGUGUCUUCAUACGUUCUGCUUGAAAUGCAUCGAAAAAACAGCGGAUGGUUCAACUCGUCUCUGCUGUCCGGACUGUGGGGAGGAAUGUCACCUGCCUAACGGAGCUAGUGCCCUACUUCCAGAUGUCUCGAUUGGAUUUUCUGAUGAUUCAAAUUCGUCGUUGUUGGGAGGAGUUCUGCAUUGUACAGGCUGUAAAAAUCCGGAGACGAACGCCAUAGCGCGAUGCAUAGACUGUUCGAGUACUUUGUGCAGUCAGUGCGUCAACGCGCACAGAAUAAUGCAUUGUUUCGAUGGACAUCGCAUUAGCAGCUUGGAACCUGUCGCUGCUAGUUCUCCAACUAGCUCGAACGAGUCGUCAUGUGAAAUUCAUCCGACUGAAUCACUUUCGUUUUUCUGCCGUCAGUGCUCACAAGCGGUUUGUGACGAAUGUGUGAAAUUCGAGCAUAGGCUACACGAUUAUGAUUAUCUGACAACGGACGCUAGGACAGAAUUGGACGUGUUACAAUCGCUAGCUCAACAGGCCAAAGCUAAAGCGACCGACCUACGUAGCGAUGUCAAAAGCGUCGAACACAGCCUGACAAAAUUGAAUAAUCAAUACAAAAAGGCCCAAGCCGAUAUAAACGAGACUUAUAACUUUUACCGGUCGAUUCUGGAUGGACGGCGAGAAGAAGCAUUAAGAGAAUUGGACGCGGCUAAUACUCAGAAACAAGGCGCAUUGAAUGCUGCCACGGAACGAAUGACAGAAAUAACUGAGAAACUUUACCAGGCUGCUGAGUUUAUCGAGCGACUUACUAGGUGUGCAAAUAUGGUGGAGGUAUUGAUGUUUAAAAAACUCUUGGAUGUACGACUGCAGAACUUAAUACAGUAUACGCCGGAAGUGACAAACAACGUGUCUGAUUUGGAAUUUGUAUCGAAUUACCAAGCCAUACAGGUCGGCGUUCGUAACACGUUCGGCUAUAUAAGACAGACUGCUACUGACCCAAUGCAACGCCACCCUUUCCCACCGCAACCGCCUAUCAGCAAGCCUGUGUCCAGGGUUAUUGCUCCACCCAAUCCGGUAAAUCCACAGCAUCCGUUCAUGUCAAAUGGGAAUACUCUUCCUCCGACUAUCGACAACUCGCUAGGCUUAUCUAGUAACAGAUUUCCUUCAACGCAUUCUUUGGGCUCGCUAUCGAAUUCAACCGAUUCUCACCUAUCAAAUGGAAUUGCUAACGGCUUAAAUCAGCUACACGAAUCUCUAGAUAAUCAGAACAGUGCUAGGCCAUAUGAAAAAUGGAGCUCCGGUAACGAUUUACCCUAUUCAAGUGCAUCGGCUACAGUACCAACCCCUGUUCUUACUGACCCGAUGAUGGAUUUGACAGCAAAAUUGAUAACUGCGAAUAUCUAUCCACCAAGGUCGCAGAUUAAACGGCAUAAGAUGAUAUAUCAUUGCAAGUUUGGAGAAUUUGGAGUAAUGGAUGGACAGUUUACGGAACCUAGUGGCGUCGCUGUUAACGCUCAGAACGAUAUUGUGGUCGCCGAUACGAAUAAUCACCGAAUUCAAAUUUUUGAUAGAGAGGGUAGAUUUAAAUUUCAAUUUGGAGAAUGUGGUAAAAGAGAUGGUCAGCUGCUAUAUCCAAAUCGAGUAGCUGUAGUUAAAUCAUCUGGAGAUAUUGUUGUUACGGAACGAAGCCCAACCCACCAAAUCCAGAUUUACAACCAGUAUGGGCAAUUUAUGAGAAAAUUUGGAGCAUCAGUAUUGCAACAUCCAAGAGGUGUCACCGUUGAUAGUAAAGGAAGAAUAGUUAUUGUCGAAUGUAAAGUGAUGAGGGUGAUUAUUUUCGAUCUGACUGGAAAUGUUUUAAGAAAGUUUAGCUGCUCUAAAUAUUUGGAGUUUCCAAAUGGCGUGGUAGUAAAUGACCAGGACGAGAUAUUCAUAUCCGAUAACCGUGCACAUUGCGUUAAAGUUUUCGACUAUAACGGCAUGUAUUUAAGGCAAGUGGGAGGAGAAGGUGUCACGAAUUACCCAAUCGGAGUUGGAAUAAAUUCAGCUGGAGAAAUUCUUAUUGCUGAUAACCACAACAACUUCAACAUAACUAUUUUCAGCCAGGACGGAACGCUUUUGAACGCUUUAGAAUCUAAAGUAAAACAUGCGCAGUGCUUCGAUGUCGCUCUAAUGGAUGAUGGUUCGGUUGUUUUAGCCAGCAAGGAUUAUCGGUUGUAUAUCUACAGAUACGCGCAAGUACCGUCUCUCGCUUAA